AUGGAAUCGAGGAUAAAGUUUUGUGUUGCGGUGGCAGUUUUCAUAAUUGUGACUGAAAUUGCGUCAUGCCAUUUCGUGUUUGAGGUACAACACAAAUUCGCAGGGAAGGGGAAGAAUCUUGCUCACUUCAAGUCUCAUGAUACACGACGCCACUCUCGCAUGCUCGCGUCCGUUGAUCUUCCUCUGGGCGGGGACAGCCGCGUAGAUUCUGUCGGAUUAUACUUCACUAAAAUCAAGCUCGGAACGCCACCAAAGGAAUAUCAUGUUCAAGUUGAUACAGGAAGUGAUAUACUAUGGAUCAACUGCUCUCCCUGUCCAAAAUGUCCAUCCAAAACGAAUUUGGGUUUUAGUUUAUCAUUAUAUGACGUGAACGCUUCCUCGACCUCUAAGAAGGUUGGCUGUGACGAUGAUUUUUGCUCUUUUAUAUCGAAUUCGGACAGCUGUCAACCCGAUCUUGGAUGUAGCUAUCAUAUUGUCUAUGCGGACCAAAGUACAAGUGAGGGGAACUUUAUAAGAGACAACUUAUCACUCGACCAAGUUACUGGAAAUCUUCUAACCGGACCACUUGCGCAAGAAGUUGUAUUUGGGUGUGGGAGUGAUCAGUCUGGACAACUUGGGAAAUCCGAGUCAGCAGUUGAUGGCGUUAUGGGAUUUGGACAAGCAAAUACCUCUGUCCUUUCACAACUUGCUGCCGCUGGUGAUGCGAAAAGAGUUUUUUCCCAUUGCUUGGAUAAUGUCAAAGGAGGUGGGAUUUUUGCUAUUGGUGUAGUGGACUCUCCAGCAGUUAAAACGACCCCUAUGGUACCUAAUCAGAUGCAUUACAAUGUUAUGUUGAUGGAAAUGGAUGUGGAUGGUGCUUCUCUUGAUCUUCCACCAAGUAUUGUCAGGAAAGGAGGGACCAUUAUCGACAGUGGUACAACUUUGGCUUACUUACCACAGGCUCUAUACGAUUCCCUAAUAGAAACUAUUACUUCUCGUCAAUCAGUGAAGCUUCACAUAGUAGAAGAAACCUUCCAAUGUUUCACCUUCACUAAAGAUGUGAAUCAGGCCUUCCCACCAGUAAACUUUCAUUUUGAGGACUCUCUCAAACUGACCGUUUAUCCCCAUGAUUAUCUUUUCUCACUUGAGUCAGAAAUGUAUUGCUUUGGUUGGCAAGUUGGUGGAAUGACAACUGAGGAUAGAUCAGAAGUGAUUCUCUUGGGAGAUAUGGUGCUCUCGAACAAGUUAGUUGUAUACGAUCUGGAGAACGAGGUGAUUGGAUGGACAGAUCAUAAUUGUUCAUCAAGUAUCAAAGUAAAAGACGGAUCAGGAGGAGUAUUCUCGGUCGGAGCAGACAAUCUCUCAUCAGCUCCUCCUCUGUUGCUGAUCGGAAAGCUUCUUGCAAUUUUGUCAACAUUCGUCGCAGUGGCUUUUAAUUAGCUCACCACUCAUAAUUAUAUGAGCAUUGUUUUGGUGAUGGAUGCCGUAAGAAGAUGUAUAAUGUUAAAAAGUCUUCUCAACACACACAACACAUCUAUUUUUCUUGUUUCUGUUUUUA
Messenger RNA from Brassica rapa (field mustard), 1537 nucleotides. Its product is annotated as aspartic proteinase-like protein 2. Gene Ontology annotation, biological process: proteolysis. Gene Ontology annotation, molecular function: aspartic-type endopeptidase activity. The record is from RefSeq and is a predicted model, not a curated record. NCBI's taxonomy places the organism in Eukaryota, Viridiplantae, Streptophyta, Magnoliopsida, Brassicales, Brassicaceae.